GUGUGAACUGUCUCCGUAGUUUUUUCGGGGGGAAAAAGAUGCCCAAGUUUAAAGCGGCCCGAGGGGCCGGGAAUCAGGAGAAGCAUGCGCCCCUGGCCGAGCAGAUCCUGGCCGGGGACGCAGUGCGCGCCGGGACCCGGGAAAAGCGUCGAGGUCGCGGGACUGAAGAGGAGGAAGAGUACGUGGGGCCCCGGCUGACCCGACGGAUCCUGCAGCAAGCCCGGCGGCAGCAGGAGGAGCUCGAGGCGGAGCAUGGAGCCGGGGACCGGCCGGCCAGGCCGCGGAAGCGCGCCACGCGGCUGGGGCCGGGAUUGCCACAGGAUGGAUCGGAUGAGGAAGAUGAGGAGUGGCCUACCCUGGAAAAGGCAGCCAAAAUGUCUGGGAUGAGCCACCAAGCCGAGGUGGUUGUAGACCCGGAGGACGAACGUGCCAUGGAAAUGUUCAUGAACAAGAACCCUCCAGUCAGGCGCACCCUGGCAGACAUCAUCAUGGAGAAACUGACCGAGAAGCAGACGGAGGUGGAGACGGUUAUGUCGGAGGUGUCAGGCUUCCCCAUGCCACAGCUGGACCCCCGGGUCCUGGAGGUCUACAGAGGGGUCCGAGAGGUCCUGUCUAAGUACCGCAGCGGGAAGCUGCCCAAGGCUUUCAAGAUCAUCCCUGCACUCUCCAACUGGGAGCAGAUCCUCUACGUCACAGAGCCUGAGGCCUGGACUGCGGCCGCCAUGUACCAAGCCACCAGGAUUUUUGCCUCUAACCUGAAGGAACGCAUGGCCCAGCGCUUCUACAACCUCGUCCUGCUGCCCCGGGUGCGAGAUGACAUAGCCGAAUACAAGCGCCUCAACUUCCACCUCUACAUGGCACUCAAGAAGGCCCUGUUCAAGCCAGGAGCCUGGUUCAAAGGAAUCCUGAUCCCACUGUGUGAAUCGGGCACAUGUACGCUGCGGGAAGCCAUCAUCGUGGGAAGCAUCAUCAGCAAGUGCUCCAUCCCAGUCCUGCACUCCAGUGCGGCCAUGCUGAAAAUUGCUGAGAUGGAAUACAGCGGUGCCAACAGCAUCUUCCUGCGACUGCUGCUGGAUAAGAAGUACGCGCUGCCCUACCGCGUGCUGGACGCGCUUGUCUUCCACUUCCUGGGCUUCCGGACAGAGAAGCGCCAGCUGCCUGUGCUCUGGCACCAGUGUCUCCUGACAUUGGCCCAGCGCUACAAGGCAGACCUGGCCUCAGACCAGAAAGAGGCCCUCUUAGAACUGCUCCGACUGCAGCCUCAUCCACAGCUAUCCCCCGAAAUCAGGCGUGAGCUUCAGGGCGCAGUCCCCCGAGACGUGGAGGAUGUCCCUGUCACCAUGGACUGAGAAGCGUCACUGUCCUGGUCCAAGAGGCGUGAGGGGGAGGGGGGAACGGCACCAGAACUUCUUGGUGGCCAAGGAUGACACUAGCUCCCAGGUUCGUGACAGGACCUUGGGGGCAUCUGUGGCUCCUAUGCCCUUGGUCCCCUCCCUGUACUCCACGUGACUGGCUCCUAGUAGACCUUGGUGCCUGCUCAUUUCUGGAACCUGACUUGAGGCUCCACACGCCAGCUAGAUCUUGAGUACUUCCUCUCCAGCUGUGCUGCUGGCCACUAGGAUGUAGAUUAAACAAAGGAAGGUAUUUAUUGAA
Dipodomys ordii (Ord's kangaroo rat) is the source of this 1653-nucleotide messenger RNA. It is a transcript of the gene Bysl, whose product is annotated as bystin-like. Gene Ontology annotation, molecular function: snoRNA binding. The coding region runs from base 39 to 1349 and encodes 436 amino acids. Gene Ontology annotation, biological process: rRNA processing. NCBI's taxonomy places the organism in Eukaryota, Metazoa, Chordata, Mammalia, Rodentia, Heteromyidae. The transcript has 7 exons. Gene Ontology annotation, cellular component: nucleolus; preribosome, small subunit precursor; cytoplasm. The record is from RefSeq and is a predicted model, not a curated record.